Messenger RNA from Hordeum vulgare subsp. vulgare (domesticated barley), 1184 nucleotides. RefSeq names its product protein TIFY 11c-like. Bases 318 to 941 code for a protein of 207 amino acids. Lineage: Eukaryota; Viridiplantae; Streptophyta; Magnoliopsida; Poales; Poaceae. Gene Ontology annotation, biological process: response to wounding; regulation of jasmonic acid mediated signaling pathway; regulation of defense response. The record is from RefSeq and is a predicted model, not a curated record. The transcript is spliced from 3 exons. Gene Ontology annotation, cellular component: nucleus.
AAGGAAACCCCACGGCGAAAUUGGGCGAGACGUGCGGUGCCGGGAGGGAGGGAGGGAGGCGGACUAUCACUAGUCGCACCCCGUCUCCGGUCGACCGUCGCCCGGCGCCUGCCUUUCACGUGCCGCUUUCCUUUCCUUUCCUUUCCUGCCCGCGAAACAGGAAUUAGGCCUAUUCUUUACUGGUCCAGCUGUACGCGCCCGCGAAAAGAGAGAGAGGCGGCCGAGACUUAACCCCCCGCCGGACGGACGCACACAUACGUACCUCGGCGGGCACGGGCCUCGUCGGUUCCUUCCGCGCCAGAUCGUUCGACUUCGACAUGGGAGCGGAGCAGCAGCAGCAGCAGCAGGCGGCCAAGGCCGCUGGCGGCAGCAGGUUGGCCGCGGCGUUUGGGCUGCUCCGGCAGUACAUCAAGGAGCAGCCCGGCGGCGUGGUCACCAUGGGCCUCAUGCCGGGCGGCGGGGAUGGUGUUCAGGCGGUGGCGUCGGAGGAGAGGAUCCGGACCAUGGAGCUCUUCCCCCAGCACGCCGGCAUGGUCAGGGCCUCCCACGACAGGACGGGGCCUGAGAGAGCGCCGCUGACCAUCUUCUACGGCGGGAGGACGGUGGUGUUCGACGACUUCCCCGCCGAGAAGGCCGGGGAGCUCAUGCAGCUCGCCGGCUCCUUCAUCGCGCCGCCGCCCGCCUCCGACGCCGCCGCCGAGCCCGUCUGCCAGAGCGCGCCGGGGCAGCCUUGGUUGGCAGACCUGCCGAUCGCGAGGAAGGCGUCGCUCCACAGGUUCCUCGAGAAGAGGAAGAGCAGGCUCGCCACGGUCGAUCCGUACCCUGCGCCGUUGGCGGCGCCAGGGGCUGCGGCGGCCAAGGAGACGGCCGGCGGCAAGCGUGCGCCGGAAGACGGCGGCGCGCCGUGGCUCGGCGUCAACUCCGCGCUCCAGCUGAACUGAAGGAUUUGACGAGCCCCGGAGAGGAAUAAAUCGCUGCCUUGCUGCUUCUCCACGUAGUAGCGUAUACUGUAGUAGUAGUAGUACUCUGCUACGUGGAUCCUUAAUUGUUGCCGUUUUUAUCUUACGCCCGCUAAUUAACCGCGUGCCCCUGGGUAAAUAUAUACCCUCGGCUAAGUAGUGGGGUAUGUUCUUCAUGUGUCUGAGAAUUCUUUGGUGUCGAAUAAAAGAAUUCUUUCAUGCUGA